This is a messenger RNA of Gilbertella persicaria, 336 nucleotides long. RefSeq lists its product as uncharacterized. The transcript has a single exon. The record is from RefSeq and is a predicted model, not a curated record. NCBI's taxonomy places the organism in Eukaryota, Fungi, Mucoromycota, Mucoromycetes, Mucorales, Choanephoraceae. Bases 87 to 284 code for a protein of 65 amino acids.
CAUAUUGACCGUGUCAUUUACAUCAGUUGUGAUUCUAAGCAAGCCUUACCAAACUUUGUCACGUGAGUAACAAACAAACAAAAACAAUGGCAGCAUAUUUAUGCAUUUAUAGAUUAUGUCGUCCUCAAUCCAAUCGUUUCAAGGGGAUGCCUUUUAAGCCUGUCCGUGCUGUCUCUAUUGAUCUUUUCCCUCACACAGAUCAUUGUGAAUUGAUGGUUGAGUUUGUCCGUAUGAAACCAGAAGAAGAAGAAGAAGAACAACAACAACCAGAAGAAACUGUUUAGAAUGUAGUUUUCAUUGUAGUUUUUAUUGCAAUAAACUUUCUUUGUAUUUUAU